Molecule: messenger RNA, 1568 nt
Organism: Polyodon spathula (Mississippi paddlefish)
Lineage: Eukaryota; Metazoa; Chordata; Actinopteri; Acipenseriformes; Polyodontidae
Product: CD83 antigen-like
Exons: 5
Coding region: 69-752 (227 amino acids)
Source: RefSeq, a predicted model, not a curated record
UGUUCGCUCUACACAAUCAAUCAUACAUUGGUUCCUUCACAACGAAGAGUGUUACACUUUUGCCAAAUAUGGUUGAUAAACUGUUUCUGUUUCUUGUAUACGUCUACGCAUCUGUUUACUCUGCUGUGAAUGCUGCAGUAAAGGAGGUUAUUGUAAAUUGUGAGGAAGAUGCAGUUCUCACGUGUGAAGCUGAAAUGGAGUUCGGAGUGACAUAUCGAUCUUUACUCUGGUACAAGUGUGAUGAAGAUCUCCCCGACUCUGUGACAGGAAUCAUUCGCAAGACACUAAAGAGCAGUCUGACCCAAAGGUUUCAUGGUUUCAAUCGUUCAGUUGAAGUACUGGAUGAUGGUUCAUAUGAUCUGAAAAUAAAGAAUGCUGCAGUAGAGGACAGUGGGAAGUACAAGUGUGCUCUGUUUGCACCACUUGGAAAGCAGAACAAAGAGGGAUACAUCCAAUUAAAGGUUAUUGGUUGCCCAACUAAUCAGACAGUUACUUACUGGGACACUUACUGUAUUGUUUUCUCAGUGAUAAUACUGGUAGCAUUAGUGGCAUGUUUCUUGUCUUGGAAAUGUUUGAAAACUGUUUUAGAAGGUGGCUUGGAUGUUACUAAGGAGCAGCUUAAGAUAAACAUGAACAAUAUUCAGAAGAAGGCAAACUUGCCACUACUUCAGAAAACCAGCUUGAAUGGAGCAGAAGCCCAGAAUCCUGCUGGAAAUAUCUGUCAGCACCACACGUGCCUGUUAUUGCCUUGAUUUGGGGUGAAUGUCUUGCUCCUACAGUAGCUGCUCUUGGAGGAUAGAGGUGUUUGCCAUGGCGCAGAAUCCGGUCACCAAUUCAGGUUGUAAACAGUGAAAGGUGACAGAGAGAGAAAGAGCUGGACUAAUAGAGAUUGAGGAAGGAAUGCUUUACAAAUGUGGUACAGUUGGGACAAACACAUGUAUAAAGAGUCUGUAGUCCAUAGCAACAGCAGCCUGUUGCUCAGCUGAAUGAUGGAAGACUCAGAGCGGAAGAGACACAGGUUUUUUUAAUUAUUAUUAUUGAAGUCCAGGAAUUAAAAAACUAAAUAUUAAAACUCUUGCCAUAGAAGAACUGUAACUGCAGACCAUGCUGUAUGAUUAAAAAUGUCAUUAUUCUGUUCUACAAAAUGAUGUACUGUUGUGAUCCUCAAGCUUUCCAUCCUACCAUAGGUCUGAUUUGUUAUUUUACAGUCAGAGAAUGUAUGUUACAGGGGUCCUGUGCUACAACAGUGCCAUCUUGUGGAUGUUAUGCUUUUGAAAAAGUACAUUUUAAGAGUUUCAGGAAUACUGAGGAAGGGUACUGCAGUCAAACAUUUGGGUCCACAGAACACUUUGCAUGGAUAAUACUAAAGUGCUUUUGUAUUUACUUUAAAUAAUUUCAACGGGAAUAAGUAGGUGUUCUGCUUUUAGAAUAUGAAUAUAUUCAUGUUUGUACACUACUGACUUCUGUAACCAAUCACAAUGGAAAGUGAAAUAAAUAAGCUAUAAUAUUGCAUGGAAAUCAAAUGCAAAGAGCAGUACAUUGAAGACUAUACAGUAUAACGAAGUUAC